AUGCAGCUCUCAUUCCUCCUCUUGCCGCUUCUGUCCCUCACGGCCCUGGCCCACGAUGGCGAAGGCCGCAAUCGCAACUCGACAGAAGCCCAGUGCAAGCGCUUCCUGCGCGGCGAGAAGCUCGUAAAGAUCGCCAGCAACGACACGCUCCUGGCCGAGAUCACCAACAACAACGCCACCAAGAUCGACUUCAUCAAGAAGAAGGCCGCCGAGAUUCAGCCCAGGCUCGAUCAGGCGAAGCAGAAUGCCACCCUCAUGACAGCAUGCGAACAGGUCCGCGCUGUGCAGCACGAGAACGGCCAGUGCCGCUUCAUGCACCGCAUGGACAAGCUGCAGAAGCUUGUCGCCAAUGAGACCGCCCUGAACCAGGUCACCAACAACAACGCCACAAAGGCCCAAAAGCUCAAGGACUGGGCCCAGAAGGGCAUGACCAAGCUCACCGAGCUUCAGGGCAACCAGACCCUCCUGCAGUACUGCUCCGCGAGGGACACCAAGGGACAAUGCAGGCAGAUGAAGAAGCUGAACAAACUCGUUGCCCUCUCCAAGAACGACACCGCCCUGAACGAAAAGUUCAACGGCAACGCCACCAAGAUCGAAAUGUUCAAGGCAAAGGCCGCCAAGAAGGAGGUCAAGCUCAACGAGAUGAUGAACAACUCAACACUCAUGGGCGUCUGCCAGCAAAUCAAGGCUGGCAAGGGCGGCAAGAACGGCGCCAACAACAACAGCCAGAACGGCAUCGACAGCGGCGCCGCCGGCGUCAGGGCUGCCGGUGCCCUCAGCGUGGCCGCCGUCGUCAGCGUCGUCGUCGGCUUGUUGAUGUAG
Colletotrichum higginsianum IMI 349063 is the source of this 822-nucleotide messenger RNA. RefSeq lists its product as uncharacterized. The transcript is spliced from 2 exons. The record is from RefSeq and is a predicted model, not a curated record. Lineage: Eukaryota; Fungi; Ascomycota; Sordariomycetes; Glomerellales; Glomerellaceae. Bases 1 to 822 code for a protein of 273 amino acids.